UGUGUAAUGAGUGGGGUGUUGUUGGCAGUGUGUGUGUGUGUUGCUCUACUCAAGAGUUUUAUUGGUUCACCCAGAUACCAACACACCUAGUCACCUCAACAUCUCUCUCUCUGCUCUGGUCAGUUAGCUCUUCCCUCCCCUGCUCCCUCCCUCCCUCCCUCCCACUCUCUGUAUUACUAAGAGCUCCCAUUCUUUCCUCUCUCAGACAAACCUCCCUCUAGUAUCUCCCUCCUUCUUUCCCUCUUUCUCUUGGUUGUAAGGAUGUUACUCUGGCAACUCCUCGGUUUGGUGGGCUCCCUCAUGCUCUGCAAAGGCCAGAAGAAUGGUGUAGGUGAACUGUGUGAUGACUUUACAGACCUGGACUUCCAUGAGUGCUUCCUUGGGACCACCCUGAAUGUUAAGCUGCUGCUCUACACCAAGUCUAACCUGCGCUGCGGCAGAGAGGUGAACCACCACCACCUGUCCUACCAGCCACUCUUCAACUUCUCCCUGCCCACGGCCUUCGUCAUCCAUGGCUACCGGCCCACUGGGGCCCCUCCGGUCUGGGUGGAUCACAUCGUCCAGCUGCUGUCUGAGCAGGAGGACAUGAACAUCCUGGUGGUGGACUGGAACAGAGGAGCUGCUAACCUUAACUACUUCACUGCUGUGGCCAACACCCGACAGGCUGCCAACAACCUCACCGGCUUCAUACUCAGCAUGCAGGAGGAGGGAGCGCCUCUGAGUUCAAUCCACCUGAUCGGGGUGAGUCUAGGAGCUCACCUAGCUGGGUUUGUAGGAGCAAAUCUGAAGGGCAAGAUUGGCCGCAUUACAGGUCUGGACCCAGCAGGGCCCAUGUUCACUGGAGCGACUGCUGAGGAGAGACUAGACCCUUCAGAUGCCAUGUUUGUAGACGUACUACACACUGACAUGAACUCGUUUGGUCUCAGAGGUCAACAUGGCCAUAUUGACUACUAUGCCAACGGAGGAUCUGAUCAGCCAGGCUGCCCCAAGACCAUCUUCUCAGGGAAGUCGUAUUUCGUGUGUGACCACCAGCGCUCUGUGUUCCUGUACCUGUGUGCUCUCAACCGGACCUGCAGCCUCACAGGCUACCCUUGCUCCUCCUACAGCGACUUCCUGGAUGGGCGGUGUCUGCAGUGUGAAGCCUUUAAGCCCGCCCCCUGUCCCAUGCUAGGUUACGACAUCAGCAGGUGGAGGGAUACUCUGUUGCGAUUGGGUCAGACCAAGGCCUAUUUCACCACCACUGCCACAUUACCUUAUCAAAAGACCAGCUACAGGGUGGACAUGGUGACAUGGAACCAGUACCUGCGCUGGGGAGUCGUCAUCCUCAGACUACACAGUGGCAGGAACUUCAGUGAGGCACGCAUAGACCGUAAGCGGUUCAAGUUUGAGCAGUACACCUCCACCCGUCUGUUGGUCCAGUUUGAUGAGGACCUGCAGCCCGUCCAGAAGAUAUCCCUCCGCAUCGCAAGCGGCAAUAUGAUAGGCCCUCGCUACAAAAUCAGACUACUCCACAUCCGCCUCACCCCCCUGGAGCAACCCGACAGCCCGCUGAUGUGUCGCUAUGACAUCAUCAUGGAGGAGAAUAUUGAGGUGGCGUUCCGCCCGUUGCCCUGCGACCCUCGCCUCUGAGCCAUCACCGGAGACCGCUCCCCUCACAUACACACAGGGCCUCCAGGGUCUCCCCAGUCACACACGCAGAACCAAAAAGGGGCAGAAAGUUGACCGUGUUCACCCUCACUGCCGUCUUGUCUAGCCAAGCUGCAGGAUCACAGGCUUUGGCAUACCAGGGGUGUCAAACUCAUUCCAUGGGGGGCCUAGUGUCUGCUGUUUAGGUCUUGAAUUCUUACAAAAUCAGUGACCUUAAUUCAAGGGAGGAGCGAAUACCCGCAGACACUCUGCCCUCCGUGGAACAAGUUUGACACGUCAUAGAAGGUGAAGACUAGGUGGAGCCAUCAUUGUUUCUGACUGCUCUCUAGUUCUUUCAGAUGAUUACAGAGGGCCUUCCGAUUGUUCUUUGGGAGGACAACAGAACACUGGUGGACCAUAGACAUUAUUGAAGUCAUUAAUAAUGAUGCUGCUCAGUGGGAUUUAUCUUAUCAUGAGGGUUUUUUGGACUGCUCUCGCUCUCUGCCUUACGAAGGAUGGUCAUGUUGCUAUGACAUUUCUGUAUUUUAAUGCAGACAGAGGCGUUCAUAACCUGCUAUAGCCAGUCAUAAGCUCUUAUAACUUCAGUGUAGCUCCUGGUUUGUGUGGGAGUCAGUAUCUUGUCCAUUUGUAUUGCAACUCUGACAUAACUGAGCAGCUGAAAAGAAAGACUUGAAAUAAUGGAAAUUGAUUAAAAAGUCAAGAUGUUUUUAUUGUGUAAAAGUCUAUGGUACUGUGGUGUAAAGACAUUUUUUAUGGACUUUGUGUUUCUACCUACAUUUGAAAUAAAUGCUGUGUGCGUUUCACUGUGA
Oncorhynchus tshawytscha (Chinook salmon) is the source of this 2456-nucleotide messenger RNA. RefSeq names its product lipase member H-like. Gene Ontology annotation, molecular function: lipase activity; carboxylic ester hydrolase activity. The record is from RefSeq and is a predicted model, not a curated record. NCBI's taxonomy places the organism in Eukaryota, Metazoa, Chordata, Actinopteri, Salmoniformes, Salmonidae. Gene Ontology annotation, biological process: lipid metabolic process. The transcript is spliced from 11 exons. Bases 262 to 1629 code for a protein of 455 amino acids.